CAUUGCUUGGAUUAUAUUCGACAAGAUAUUCAAUGUCAUAGCGACUUGACGCCCCUGUCAUAUCUGUGGGACGAGGAAGCUCAAGGUGUCCUUCCAGUCUUUAAUUCAACUCAUACAUGCCGGAAGUUCUCUGAUGUUCAUUUGUGGGCUUUGCAGAGG
Molecule: messenger RNA, 159 nt
Organism: Hyaloscypha bicolor E
Lineage: Eukaryota; Fungi; Ascomycota; Leotiomycetes; Helotiales; Hyaloscyphaceae
Exons: 1
Biological process (GO): mycotoxin biosynthetic process
Source: RefSeq, a predicted model, not a curated record